This is a messenger RNA of Solea senegalensis (Senegalese sole), 3938 nucleotides long. It is a transcript of the gene mboat1, whose product is annotated as membrane bound O-acyltransferase domain containing 1. Gene Ontology annotation, molecular function: acyltransferase activity. The record is from RefSeq and is a predicted model, not a curated record. Gene Ontology annotation, biological process: lipid modification. The coding region runs from base 257 to 1783 and encodes 508 amino acids. Gene Ontology annotation, cellular component: membrane. Lineage: Eukaryota; Metazoa; Chordata; Actinopteri; Pleuronectiformes; Soleidae. The transcript is spliced from 13 exons.
GGACAGAGGAAGGAAGAGAGGGCGAGGAGGGAGGAGAGAGGAGAGGAGAGUGCUGGGAGUACCAUGCUCCGUCUGCCUGCCCGUGGACCGGUCUGACUUGUCACUGAGUCUCUCGGACUAACAAUGUGUUUCAGUCGCAGAAAACUGUAAGUAGUUUUGAAAGAAAGAGAGAAAGAAGAAGGAGAGGAAGAAGAAGAGUGGGGAGACAACAGACGGGAACACAGAGGUGUCGCGCGACACUGUGGAGGUGCGCAGGAUGGACGACAGUGCGUUUAAAACCACUGGAUCUCAGUGGCUGCUGCCUGUCAGUGAAUACCUGGGCUUUCCUCUCGAUCAGGUAAAUUUUCUGGCAUGUCAGCUCUUUGCCCUGGCUGUUGCGUUCUGGUUUCGUCUCUACCUAAGUCCUCACCAUGCUAACCCCCUGGUCAGACAUGCUGUGGCCACCUUACUCGGCAUUGCCUUCCUCAUCUUCUGCUUUGGAUGGUUCUCUGCUCACAUUCUGAUGGUGGUGGCUGUGAAUUACCUGAUCACUGUGAAAGCUGACAUCAGCAGUGUGCACAGGUACUCCAUGGUGAUCGCUAUGGGCUAUCUGACAGUGUGCCAAGUAAGCCGAGUCAUCAUAUUCAACUAUGGAAUACUGUCCACCGACUUCUCUGGGCCUCUGAUGAUAGUAACUCAGAAGAUCACCACACUGGCUUUCCAGCUCCAUGAUGGUAUUUCUAAGAAAUCUGAGCAGCUCACCCCACAGCAGAAGCUCCAUGCCAUAACUGUCAGGCCAUCUCUCAUCGAGUACCUGAGCUACAAUCUGAACUUCCUGAGUGUCCUGGUGGGGCCGUGCAGUAACUAUAAGGAUUACAUUGAUUUUAUAGAGGGCAGACACAUCAGCCAGAGGCUUCAGCAGCACGUGGGGAUUUGUAAUGGACAGAAUGGCUAUGACAAGACACCAGACCCAUCACCUCUGACAGCCGUCUGUCACAAGCUGCUGGUCUGCUGUGGCUGUAUGCUGUUUUUCCUCACCGUGACUCGGUCCUUGCCGAUCAUGUACAACGUGGACCCCCACUUUGUCAGCCACGCCCCCUUCCUCACCAGGCUCGCCUAUGCUUUCUUCUCCAUACAAGCAGCGAGGCCCAAAUUCUACUUUGCCUGGACACUCGCCGAUGCUGUGAACAACGCUGCGGGGUAUGGCUUCUCUGGGAUGGAUGAACAUGGAAAACCAUCGUGGGAUCUCGUCUGUAACCUCAACAUCUUUGGAAUUGAGACUGCAACAAGCUUUAAGACAUUCAUAGACAACUGGAAUAUUCGGACAGGAAUUUGGCUCAAAAUUGUGUGUUAUGACCGAGCCCCCAAACACCGGUUGGCACUGACGUUUAUACUGUCGGCCCUGUGGCAUGGUGUUUAUCCAGGGUAUUAUUUCACCUUCAUCACUGCCAUCCCCAUCACCAUAGCAGCACGUGCUAUACGAAGGUCUAUUCGCCACCGCUUCCUGGACUCCAGAGGCCUGAAGCUGUUUUAUGACAUCUUAACUUGGGCAGCCACCCAGCUGGCCAUCUGCUACACGGUCAUGCCUUUUCUACUUCUGGCAGUAGAUUCCACAUUGGUUUAUUACAGGUCCAUGUACUUCCACAUGCACAUCAUCAGCAUUCUGUCUGUGAUUGCCCUGCAUCACAAGCACAAACCCAGAGACCCCACUGCCACCACUAAAACACCUCCCUCCUCCUCCUCGUCUUCAUGCUCACACCAGUGCCAGCCUGUUCACUCCAACAACAAUGACAAAGUAGACUGAACAUCCCCUCCUCGCCGUCAUGUACCAUGGUUUUCUCUUGAAGACGAGUAAAUAUUCCUGAAGGACAUUCAGCGUGACCUGAACUGAGAAACCAGUGUGUUAUUUAUUCUUGAAAGACAAUGUAGGCUUUAAACCUUUGGUACUGGCAGGGUAUUAUGUGAUCAGGCCGAUUGCAAAGCUGAACAUUAGCUGGAGCAACAUUUCCGUGGUCACCACCAUCACCUCGAGAAAACCUGGCCUCACUCCACUUUUCCCCAUCCACUGUCCCCUCCACGUCCAUCUUAAAACACAUCCUGCUUGCACCCAACAACAAUAGAACUGUCUAAAGAGAGAGAAGACAGCCUGCUCUGUUCUCUGUCCUCUACCUGCACUGACCUGUUUGCAAGUGUGCUGUGAGCCAGCACACACACACACACAAAAAACAAACUUGUGCAUAAAAGCAGACACUAGGAAACUCAAAUUUGCACAUACUCUCCCUGAGGCACGCUCGCACUUAGUCACAGUCAGACCGCACACAAAGGACGUCCUUGUGAGGCCACAACAAAAGAGCAUGCCAUGGGGAGAGGGAGAGAAGUCUGUGCCCUCUGCACCCACUGUGCCUAGAAGAGUGUGUGAAUGUGCGUGUGUGUGUGUGUGUUAGCAUAAAAAAAAAACAGACUGUGUCGGUAUUCCUCCCACCGGGGAGAGAGCCACUUGAUGUAACUAUAGCAGCUCUCCGAGUUUUUUUCCAAGGCGAGAUGACAGCUCCUCCUUGUGAGGAGACUUGAUUGUUACAAAUAAAAAACUUGUCCUGUCCUUUAGCUACACCCCUCAUCACAGUUUGCAUCUCAAACUGGAUGUGCUGAAGCAGGGCGGCAUGUAACAGCGACACAGUUCUGCAUGUGCCAGUACGUAUCUUUUGAACGGUGCUUGAAAACCUGCCAUCACAUCAGUGUGACUGAACCAAAAAAAAAAAAGCGGUGGUGAAACUGAGAGGAAAGGUAUUAGGAGGUAAACAUUCCUGUAACAUGUGACCUAGAAUUGAAGUGUAAAAGUCAGAUGUGUUUGUUUUUGGGGGUGUGGGGCGCGUUUGUUCUCUCGCCCUUUCCACAAAAGCACAGAUUUAAAAGCUGUAGAUUUACCGGAGCUUAGCAGCAGCAGGUCGAUUUUACCUGCUCGCUCUGACCUCUGCUGAUUUAAGGAAUGACGGUUAAUCACGUGGGAGAGACUGAAACAGACAUAACAGCUCUGUACCACGUCCAUGCAGCCUUUCUUCAUUCCACUGUUUAACUCCUUAGCAAUAUUUGAAAUUCACUUCUGGAGUUUUUAACUUUUGCACAAUCAAAAAACUGAAUAAAAAACAUGAAUAUAUGACGUUUUGUUCAUGUGGCAGCGCCGGGUGAUGAAACUGUCAGGUUGUCCCUUUAAAUGCACGAUACGAGCGGCCUAAUGUGGACACAGGAUGUAACUAAUUAUUUAAUAGUGUUGUAGAGUUGGAGAUAGUUGGGGGAUGAUUUUAAUCUGAAUGCAUCUUUGUGCUUUUGACAGUAUAAUCCUUUUUUAAACCUGUUUACAUGUCAAUAGAUCUUAAAUUCUGCGUCACAUAUGCAGUAAAUCAUGUUGACGCGAGUGAAGGCAGGGCUCUGCAUUCAGUUAACGCUAAUAUUACUAAACACCACAGAGGAAAUACUCGAGGGUUGAGGUGGAGAAAAAGUAAAGUGGUGAUCGUUAGUGUACUUUUUUGUCAUUUAUAACUCGUUAUAAUGACAAAUAAGUUAUUAUGAUAUUUAACUAGUCUUUCUCUUGGAGUUAUUAAAGUGUCAUAAGUGAAAGGUCCUGAGAUAUGAAGCUGUGUGUGUAUGUGUGUGUGUGUGUGUGUGUCUUUGCCCUCAACGUGAAAUCACUUCAGGUACGUGAACAACGGGCACGGACAUACAGAAUGCGUGUGUCAUCAGAGUGAGCAGCUAUUUGAAUGGUGUACUAGUGAAGGUGAAGAUAUUUGUGAAUGUGUUUUUGCUGACAGAAUUAUGUCUGAACAAAGAAUGUGAGCGUGAGAUAUUUUCUUAUGUCCCCAACUGUUCAUUUUUAGUAUUGUUUGUUUGUAUGAAGGAGGAACAAGCAGAGAGCUGUAUAGAAAUAAAGCAAAGUGGCAUUUACAAAUAAAGCUUCAGUCAAA